UGGCACAGGCCUGGAAUCCCAGCCCUGGGAGGCUGAGUCGGGAGGAGGAUCCCUGUGAGUUCGAAGCCAGCAUAAGGGAUGACCCUGAUGACCCUGUUCAAUUCCUCCUGUGCCCCAGAAGACAGGAUAUGCAAAGGCAAUGGGACAACCACGGCCAGCCCCCGGCUGGUGCCUCUGGUGGUGGUGCUGAGCAGUGUGUCACUGGUCACCGUGGUGCUCAACCUGUUGGUGCUGUAUGCUGUGCGCAGCGAGCGGAAGCUGCACACUGUGGGCAACCUGUACAUCGUCAGCCUCUCCGUGGCCGAUCUGAUUGUGGGUGCCGUGGUCAUGCCCAUGAGCAUCCUUUACCUCCACAUGUCCGUGUGGACCCUAGGCCGGCCGCUCUGCCUCUUCUGGCUCUCCAUGGACUAUGUGGCCAGCACAGCGUCCAUCUUCAGCGUCUUCAUCCUGUGCAUUGAUCGCUACCGCUCAGUCCAGCAGCCUCUCAGGUACUUGAGGUACCGAACCAAGACACGUGCAUCGGCCACUAUCCUGGGGGCUUGGCUUCUCUCCUUCCUGUGGGUGAUUCCCAUCCUGGGCUGGCACUUCAUGGCCCCGACGUCGGGGCCCUGGGAGAACAAGUGUGAGACGGACUUCUACGAUGUCACCUGGUUCAAGAUCAUGACCGCCAUCAUCAACUUCUACCUGCCCACCCUGCUCAUGCUCUGGUUCUACUUCAGGAUCUACAAGGCCGUGCGGCGACACUGUCAGCACCGCCAGCUUAUCAACGGGUCCCUCCCUUCCUUCUCAGAGAUGAAACUGAGACCAGAAAGCACCAAGGUGGACACAGGGAAGUCGGGAAAGGAGUCGCUCUGGGAGGAUCUGAAAAGGCGGUCGAAAGAUGUCAGUGGGGCGCCCGCCCCGAUGCCAUCGACUGGAGCCCCCAUGGUGACCACAUCCAAGAUUGUCUUUAGCCAAAAGGAGGGUGGAGAGGCAGGCACUCUGCAGAUGCCCAUGGUGGCAGUGGGAGGUGGCAGGUGCUAUGAAGCUCUGGACCACAGGCAGAGCCAGCUUGGGCCUGGUGAGCAGAGCCAGGUCGCAUGUGACAUCAGAGCCAUGCCGGAGGAUCGGAUGUUGGUGGACAGGCAGUCCUUCUCCAGGACCACAGACUCUGACAUCAGUCUUGAGGUGGCACCGGGUGGCAGGCAGCUGUGCAGUGGGUCCAGCACAGGCCUGGACUACAUCAAGUUCACAUGGAGGAGGCUGCGCUCACACUCCCAGCAGUAUGCAUCUGGGCUGCACCUGAGCCGGGAGCGGAAGGCAGCCAAGCAGCUGGGGUGCAUCAUGGCAGCCUUCAUCCUCUGCUGGAUCCCCUACUUUGUGUUCUUCAUGGUCAUUGCCUUCUGCAAGAGCUGCUGCAGCGAGCCUGUGCACAUGUUCACCAUCUGGCUGGGCUACCUCAACUCCACGCUGAACCCGCUCAUCUACCCGCUGUGCAACGAGAACUUCAGGAAGACCUUCAAGAGAAUCUUGCGCAUCCCUCCCUGAGGGCUGGGCAAGGGAUGCGGCCAGGAACUGUGGCUCUGUGUUGGCUCCAAGGAGGCAGAGGGUGGGAGCCUGUGUCUUGCAGGUACCUGGGCUUCCUGCAGUGGAGGCCACAGUGUUGGUUAGGGGCUGAGUGGUGAAAAGGUCUCAGCAGGUGGUGCUUGAAGAAGAGCAGGUGGCGGUGAGCAGCAAAAAGACUGCACUGGGAGCAGUGGGGGGGGAACCACAAAAGCCCAGUGGGCACCUCUCUCCAGAACCCAUGCUGGGGCCGCCCGAGCUUCUACCUUACCCUUUCUCACCCACACGUGGCUUAGAGUUGGCAGGAAAUUAUGCAGCAUGCAUGUCCGUGUUUUCUACCCCAACUUCCUUUGGGUUCUUCAGUACCUGGGGACAAAAGCUGCCUUCAAAAGAGAGAGACAGGAAGCAAUUUGAAGGGCUGCAUGUUCAAAGCAAAGGGCCAAGGCGAGAACAGCCGAUGUCCCAAGGGCUGGACCAGGCAUAUGGCAUUGGCUCUCACCACACCACGAGAGGAGGGUGGCACGUGAGUUCCAGCUCAUGCAGGAGCAGAGUGAGGUUCGGCCAUGUGUCACUGGGAGCUGAAGGUCAAAGGUCGCAGAGGUAGCUGUACAAGGAAGUCAGGGCGAAAACCCACCGGGGUUUCAGCUUGUCCUAACACAUUUUCUCCAAAAGGCAAAAAUGUGUCAUAUUACAAGCCCACACCUACACACAAGAUUCCCAAGAGUGGUGACAAUUCCCCAAAUGACAUGUAAGGAAGAAGAGCAGCUGCCUCAGAGCAAAUCUCCAGCCACAGAGGGAGACUCCUGGAAGGGACAGUGGACAGUUUCAUCUGCAAGUCAAGAGGUCUUCGUGUUCUUUUAUAGUCUCCUUGUGGAGUCAAAAGUGGCAAAGCCGUGGGGACGUGUAGUUUAUAUGAUGCUUACGUCGCAGUCUGGUUGUGAUAUGUAUUUUAAAACUUAACAUGUAUAGCAAGUGGAAAUGCUUAUCCACGCAGAUCUUCUGUGUCUUGUGUUCCUGUGUGCAUGACCUGUUCACAUGAGAUAUUUUUACUUCCCUAAAAUGUGCUGUUUGAAAGGAUACUGCUCUAUGAUUUGUUCAUUUCUCCCUUUUGGAGUCCCUUGGGCAGAGAAAAUGUACAGGAAGGUGCUGUGGAGCAUGACAAGACUCUAGCAGGGUACUGGUUGCUUUCUGGUCACGUCUGUAAAUGUCUUUCCAAAAGGAUUUUGGAAGAAGAUUCACUCUCCUUCCACUUUGCUUCCUGGAAAGUUCAUGCUCAAAAUCGGGGCACUGCAGAGAUGUUAUUCCUGGUGUCAGAAGCUGCCAUUGCCAGCUGAGAUCAGCGCUUCGGAACCAAAGAAGCCUCAAGGGACCCUCGCUCACAGAUGGGGCCAUGUGCCCAGUGUGGGGAUCCCCCCAGCAACAGGGACAGAAAUGGGAGUGAGCCUGGUUUUGGGUUGGAGUCCUGGAUUUGGGUCUGAAACGAACAAUAAAUAGACACUGUCAGAACCUAAGAACCAAGAUCUGUCCAUUAGUGUGUGCAGUGCCUCUGCUGCUCAGAGUGUCAGGAACAGAGAGGGCUUUCAUACAGAUUUUAACAAUGCACUGAGUCAGAGCCAGACAUGGGGGUGAACACCUACAAUCCCAGCACUCUGGGAGGCUGAGGCAGGAGGAUCUCAAGUUCUAGCUCAGCCUGGAUG
Messenger RNA from Heterocephalus glaber (naked mole-rat), 3239 nucleotides. The record is from RefSeq and is a predicted model, not a curated record. NCBI's taxonomy places the organism in Eukaryota, Metazoa, Chordata, Mammalia, Rodentia, Bathyergidae.